Messenger RNA from Candida dubliniensis CD36, 3720 nucleotides. It is a transcript of the gene CCC2, whose product is annotated as Cu(2+)-transporting P-type ATPase. The transcript has a single exon. Gene Ontology annotation, cellular component: membrane. The record is from RefSeq and is a predicted model, not a curated record. Gene Ontology annotation, molecular function: ATP hydrolysis activity; copper ion binding; P-type divalent copper transporter activity. Bases 1 to 3720 code for a protein of 1239 amino acids. Lineage: Eukaryota; Fungi; Ascomycota; Pichiomycetes; Serinales; Debaryomycetaceae. Gene Ontology annotation, biological process: monoatomic cation transport; copper ion homeostasis.
AUGCCACUGUCACUGUCUAUUUUUGAAUCAAAUUCUAAUGAAAAUAAUAUCACAGUGGUUUUGGAAAUUUUAGAUUUACAUACUACAAAAGAUAUCACCGAUAUUACAACUAUACUAAAUAAAUUAUUCCCUAAACUCAUAUCCAAAGAUUUCCAUCAUCAACAACUCACAAUUAUAUAUGAUUCUUAUGAUUAUGAUGAUAUUAGUAUAUUAAAUGCCAUAUCAGAAAUUGGUUUCCCCGUGAAAAUCCUUUCCAGUACUGCACCACAAUAUAAAACAACAGUUAAUAUUCAAGGUAUGACUUGUGGUGCAUGUUCAGCUUCUAUAACUGAAGCUUUGGAGAAAACUCCUGGAGUUUAUAAAGCAUCAAUUUCAUUAAUCACAGAAAAUGGAUUAAUUAUUCAUUCACCUAAAUUAUCAAUUGAAAAUAUUAUAACCAUUAUUGAAGAUUGUGGAUUUGAUGCUCAAAUUGAAAGUUCCAAAACUAAACAUACACAAUCACAAUCACAAUCACUACCAAAAACUUCUCAACCACAAAGAUUCAAAACUACUAUUGGAAUAAUUGGAAUGACAUGUGGUGCUUGUUCUGCUUCAAUAACUAAUGUCAUAGAAAAAUUACCGGGAGUAGAAAAUGUAUCGGUUUCAUUAAUAACUGAAGAAGCUUCUAUUAUUCAUGAUUCAACCAUCACAAUUCAACAAUUAAAACAAACCAUUGAAGAUUGUGGAUUUACUGCAACAUUCACAAAAUCAAUAAAUUUAAAUCAAUAUUCAUCAAAUAAUAAUAAUAAUGAGGAUGAUUCCAAUGAACAAGUCACAUUAAAAAUUGUUGGAGUUAAUCAUACUACUGAUUUAAUUGGUUUACGAUAUAAUAUUGAAGCUUAUUUACGAAGUAUAUCAGGAAUUCAAAAAUUUGAUUUAACAUUACGUGGAAUGAAUGCAAGUUCAGAUAUAAUGCCUACACAAGUUGGUACAUUAAUAACUGAAGAAGAUACUAUUACUGAUGUUAAAAAUCUUGUUAAUGAAUUAGUUUUCCAAUAUGAUUCAGAUAAUGUUGGAAUAAGAGAUAUUAUCGAUGGAUUAAAUUCUAUUGAUCAUGGUAAUAAUAAUAAUAAUAAUAUUGAAUUUAUGGUGAUAAAUUCAUUAGAUCAAUCUUCAACUACUCAAUUGAAAUUAUUAUCAAAAAUUAAAGAUAUUAAUUAUUGGAAAAAUAUUUUUAUUCAAAGUCUUAUAUUUGGUAUUCCAGUAUUAUUUUUAAAUCAUACCAAAAAUUGGCCCAUUUGGGAAACUACCAUGAUUUUCCCCGGAUUAUAUUUGGUAUCUUUAUUGGAAUUAAUAUUAAGUAGUUAUAUUCAAUUAUGUUUAGGAGCAAUAUUUAUUAGGAAAUUUUCAUCAUUUUUAAGAAAAGGUUUUAAAGGUGCUACAAUGGACGUAUUAGUUUGUAUAUCAACCAUGUGUUCAUAUAUUUUUUCACUUACAACUAUUAUUGUUAGUGUUUGGAAUGGAAAAAAAGAUGGUGCCCCACCAGUAUUAUUUGAUACUUUAGUUAUGUUAAUUUCAUUUGUUUCAUUUGGGAAAUUAUUAGAAAAUAAAGCUAAAGGGGCAACAUCAACAGCAUUAUCAAGUUUAUUAUCAUUAACACCAUCAAUUUGUACUAUUAUUAAUGAUAUUCCUGAAUAUGAAAAAUUCAUUAAUAUACAACAAAAUCAAUCAAUUGAAAAAUCAGAAAAUAAAAUUAAAAAUAAAAAUUCAUCUUUUAUACAAGAUUUCCCCACUAGAGUUAUAAGUAUUGAUUUAAUACAACCUAAUGAUAUUGCUAUUGUUUUACCUGGAGGUAAAAUACCUGCUGAUGGAGAAAUUGUUUUCGGUGAAACAGAAAUUGAUGAAUCUUUAAUUACUGGUGAACCAUUACCAGUUUAUAAAAAAUUUAAAGAUAAAGUUAUUGGUGGUUCAAUUAAUGGACCUCAUUUAAUUCAUAUUAAAGUGAUUCAUACGGGGAAAAAAUCUCAAUUACAACAAAUUAUUAAUUUAGUUAAAGAAUCUCAAAUUAAUAAAGCUCCAGUACAAAAAUUUUCUGAUUAUAUUGCUGCUAGAUUUGUUCCAUUUGUAUUAUUAUUGGCAAUAUUUACAUUUAUAUUUUGGAUGAUAAUUUGUUUUACUAUUCAUCAAGAUAAAUUACCAAAAAUUUUUCAAAAUGAAAUUAAUGGGAAAUUUUUUGUUUGUUUAAAAUUAUCAAUUUCUGUCAUUGUAGUUGCUUGUCCUUGUGCUUUAGGAUUAGCUGCACCAACAGCAGUUAUGGUGGGUACUGGAAUUGGAGCUAUUAAUGGAGUUUUAAUUAAAGGUGCUAAAGUUUUAGAAAAAAUAACUGCAAUUAAUAUAAUUCUAUUCGAUAAAACUGGAACUUUAACUACUGGAGAAAUGUCUUUAGUUAAUUUCCAACCAUUAUUAUCAUCAUUAUCAAAAUCACAAUCAAAAUCACAAUCAAAAUCAAAAUCACAAUUAAAAUCACAAUUAAAAAUAUCUGAUUGGUGGAAAUUAGUUGGAUCAGUAGAAUGUCAUUCUGAACAUCCCAUUGGUAGAGCUUUAACUAAACUGGCUAAAUCAAAUUUAAAUUUAAAUUUUGAUGAUGAUCAUUUUGAUACAAUUGUUAAUGAUAUUAAUGUAUUGAUAGGAUUAGGAAUUCAAGCCAAUGUUACAUUAACAGGAGCAACAACAGUAGGAACAGAAACUAAUCAAUAUAAUGUAUAUGUUGGUAAUGAUAAAUUAAUUGAAGAAAAAUUCCCCAAUUUAUUAAACAAUAUUGAUGAAAAAUUAUUACAUUCAACAAAUACAGUUUCUCAUGUUAUUAUUGAUGGAGAAUAUAGUGGAUAUAUUGAAUUGACAGAUGCAUUAAAACCUGGUUCUUGGGAAGUGGUUAAUUAUUUAAAAAAUCAAGGCUAUAUUAUUGGUAUGGUCACAGGUGAUAAUCGUGGUGCUGCUUUAAAAAUUGCUCAAGAAGUGGGGAUUCCAUUUGAUAAUGUUUUUUAUGAAGUAUCUCCUAUUCAUAAAGAUAAUGUUAUUACUGAUUUACAUAAUCGUCUUGGAGGUAUCACCAAUAAUGGUAAUGUUAACGUUGCAUUUAUUGGUGAUGGUAUUAAUGAUGCACCAGCAUUAGCUAAAGCAGAUAUUGGUAUGGCAAUUAGUUCUGGUACUGAUAUUGCUAUUGAAAGUGCUGAUAUUGUAUUAAUUGGUGGACGUAAUAAUCAAACUGAUUUAUAUGGAGUUAUUAAUGCUUUAAAAAUUUCUACAACUACUUUCAAUAGAAUUAAAAUCAAUUUUUUAUGGGCAAUAAUUUAUAAUGUUUUCAUGUUACCAUUUGCUAUGGGAUGUUUUUUACCAUUGAAUAUUGUUUUACCACCAGUUGCUGCUGGUGCAGCAAUGAUGUUUAGUUCUCUUAGUGUUGUUUUCAGUUCAUUAUUAUUGAAAAGAUGGACUCCACCAAAAAUUGAAAUUAAGGAAACUUUUAUUAAUGAUGAUUUAGAAAUGGGAAAUAAUACUUUUGAUGGAUUUAGUUUGAAAAAUGGAACUUUAGAACAAUUUAAUAAUGUGAAAAGAAAAAGUGCCAUUAAUUUUAGUUCAUUAUUCGCCAAGAUGACAAGAAGAAGGAGAGGAGGAGGAGGAGGAGGAGGAAGAAGAAAUAAUAAUAAUCAAUCUUAUGAAUUAGUAUCCAAUAGGUUUUCAUGA